GUGUUUGCUGGGAUCAUUGUACUGCAACACUUUUUUCCGUUUUAUUUGUGCAAUUAUAAUUGAAUAAAAAUUAUAACUGAAUAAAAAACGUUGCAUAUGGACCUGCCUUUAUAUAAUACAAUAACCGGUUUUAUGCACGAGAGUUAUACAAAUCAUCUUCGGUUAUCACUGCAUACUGUGCAAUGUGAUAAAACAUUGAAUGAUAACAUUGCGUCACUACAUACUGUGUUUUUUUAAUCAUAUAUAUGUAUGUAAAUGCUCUAGUGAUAUUAUAUUUUUUUCGUCUCAACUAAUAAAAAUCAGUUCGGAAUAAACAUCUGUAAUGUAUCGGAACACUCUAUAAAUACCUAUCAUUGGAAUGUUUCAAAGCAUUAGAUAACCGUCGUCAGAAGUGAGUACUGCUGAGAGCUAACGAGUUAGUGUGGAUUGAAGCGUACGUGUAAUAAUACAAUUAUAUAAUACAGACUACGAAAAUGGAUAUUAUCUUUCUUAUAUUAUGCACUUUAUGCAUUGUUGUAAUAAUGAAAAUUAUGCGGAUAAUGCAUAGACAAUAUAUUAUUUGGAGUAAAGUCAGACAUCUUCCUCAGGACGUGUAUCCUUUUAUUGGCAGUUCGCUUGCGCUUAUAAGAAUGUUAGAUAAAGAACGAAUAGAAUGGGGUCUGUCACUCAUCGACAGAUUUAAAGAAGGUAUAUGCUUAGAAUGGAUUGGAGGCAUGCCGAUGAUAUUUGUAUUUAAGCCGGAAUUAGUUCAGCCUAUUUUGACUAGUACUGUGAAUCUUGACAAGGGAAUAAUUUAUAACUUGACUAAAUCUUUCAUAGGAGAAGGACUUAUCACUUCUACAGCAACACAAUGGCUUCAUGACAGGAAACUCAUUACACCAACGUUCCAUAUGAGUGUAUUAAACAAUUAUGCCACGAUUAUGUCGGAAAAAACAAAGAUUUUGAUAAAAUGUCUCGAGAGAGAAAUCGAAAGAAAUUCAGGCAAUGCUAUCGAUAUUGUUCCUUUCAUUGGAAAAGCUACUCUCGAUAUUACAUGCGAUACAGCGAUGGGGGUGGAUUUACGUAUUCAAGAAAUUGAAAGUGAAUUUACUUAUUUAAAAGAUAGAGGCUAUGCGUUAGUAUUUGAGCGGAUUCUUCAACCAUGGUUCUGGAUAGAGUGGCUCUACUAUCUAACAAGUAGUGGAAAAGAAUACAAAUCAUUAGUUAACAGACUUAACGAAUUUUCAAACGAGGUAAUACGCAAGAAAAAAGCUUUACGGCAAUCACAAAGCAAUCAUAUCAGUAUAAAUAAUGAAGACGACUUUGACAUAGCUGCACGAAAGAAGAAAGCCUUUUUAGAUUUGCUGUUAGAUGAGAACGACAAAACUGACAAGCCUUUAAGCGAUGAUCAAUUGGUGGCACAAAUUCAUACAUUUCUUCUUGCAAGCCAAGAUACAACUUCAGCUGCAAUAAUUUGGGCGCUUGUCCUCUUGGGUACUAAUCUCGAGCAUCAAGAGAAACUUCACGAAGAACUUGAGAAACAUUUUCAAAAUUCAGAAACACUGGCUAGUGAAACCGAGGUAUCACAGUUAAAAUAUCUUGGUAGAAUAGUAAAAGAGACGCUUAGAUUAUAUCCAAGCGCACCUUUCAUCAUAAGGAAUCUAAGUGAAGACAUAAAAAUAGGUGAUUACAUGCUCCCGCAAAAUGUUGAAGUUGCGUUGCCAAUUAUACUAGUUCAUCGAAAUCCGGAAUUUUGGCCAGAACCAACAAAGUUUGAUCCGGAUCGAUUCCUUCCAGAAAAUAGAAAAAUCGGGGAUCAAUAUGCCUAUAUUCCAUUCAGUGCUGGGCCAAGAAACUGCAUUGGUCAGAAAUUUGCUUUACUUGUAAUAAAAAUUGUGUUAACGGCGAUUUUCAGAAAGUGGAGGGUGAAAAGUGUAAAAACUCCUGACAUGAUUUAUCCCCACUUCUCGAUCAGUUAUCGACCAGGUGAAGAGGUUUUCAUUUAUUUCAUUCCGAAGAAAUAAUUGCUAGCGAAUAUUAUUAUAGCUUGCACAGUGUGGAUUUAUUUCUGAAGUUGAUUACAAUAUUAUUAUAUGUUAUUACACGUCAUUAUUGUAUUCAAAGUAUCAUAAGGACUGUAUGUAAAAUAUAAUUUAAUAAUAGGAAUACAGAAAUUAUUCAGAUUUCAAUAUACCUGUUAUGAUGAAAAUA
Messenger RNA from Ooceraea biroi (clonal raider ant), 2190 nucleotides. RefSeq names its product cytochrome P450 4C1. Gene Ontology annotation, molecular function: oxidoreductase activity, acting on paired donors, with incorporation or reduction of molecular oxygen; iron ion binding; heme binding. NCBI's taxonomy places the organism in Eukaryota, Metazoa, Arthropoda, Insecta, Hymenoptera, Formicidae. The record is from RefSeq and is a predicted model, not a curated record.